Molecule: messenger RNA, 1137 nt
Organism: Brassica oleracea var. oleracea
Lineage: Eukaryota; Viridiplantae; Streptophyta; Magnoliopsida; Brassicales; Brassicaceae
Product: alpha-galactosidase 1
Exons: 12
Coding region: 235-1020 (261 amino acids)
Biological process (GO): carbohydrate metabolic process
Molecular function (GO): hydrolase activity, hydrolyzing O-glycosyl compounds
Source: RefSeq, a predicted model, not a curated record
GUCAUCAAAGAAACAGCUGAUGCUUUGGUUACCACUGGUCUCUCUAAGCUCGGUUACAACUAUGUUAACAUCGAUGAUUGCUGGGCUGAACUUUCUCGUGAUAAAAAGGGAAAACUGGUGCCGAAGAAGUCAACAUUCCCUUCUGGUAUUAAAGCGCUUGCGGAUUAUGUUCACAGCAAGGGCCUUAAGCUUGGGAUCUACUCUGAUGCAGGGUAUUUGACAUGCAGCAAAACCAUGCCUGGCUCUCUAGGCUAUGAGGAGAAAGAUGCCAAAACAUUUGCAGAAUGGGGAAUAGAUUACUUGAAGUAUGACAACUGCAACACCGACGGUACGAGACCAACAGUCAGGUAUCCAGUUAUGACACGCGCUCUGAUGAAAUCUGGACGCCCCAUCUUCCACUCCUUGUGUGAAUGGGGGGACAUGCAUCCAGCUCUGUGGGGAGCUCCACUAGGCAACAGUUGGAGAACUACUAAUGACAUCAAUGACAGUUGGCUUAGUAUGAUAUCAAUUGCAGACAUGAACGAAAUCUACGCUGCGCAUGCAAGGCCUGGUGGCUGGAACGAUCCGGAUAUGCUUGAAGUUGGAAAUGGAGGGAUGACCAAAGACGAGUACAUAGUCCAUUUCAGCAUAUGGGCUAUCUCUAAGGCUCCGCUUCUACUUGGCUGUGACAUAAGAAACAUGACCAAAGAGACUAUGGAGAUUGUGGCAAACAAGGAGGUCAUUGCUAUUAAUCAAGAUCCACAUGGUGUUCAGGCCAAGAAAGCUAGAAUGGAAGGUGAUAUCCAGGUUUGGGCAGGACCAUUGUCAGGUUACAGAGUAGCUUUGCUUCUGUUGAACCGUGGACCAAAACGAUCUGACAUUACUGCUUUUUGGGAUGAUAUUGAGAUCCCUCCAAAUAGCAUUGUUGAAGCUAGAGAUCUUUGGGAGCACAAGACAUUGAAGCAAAAGUUUGUAGGGAACUUGACGGCAACGGUUGAUUCUCACGCUUGCAAGUUGUAUGUUCUCAAACCUGUUGCCUGAUGUAAUAACCAAUUUGUUCUGUUAAAAACAACAACUGUUCAUCUCAAUAAAGUACUCCACGUUAUGCUUAAAUUUUGAAACGAAUAUAUAUCUGUAUAAUGAUGAACUCUUUGCUUU